AUGUAUAAUAAAAGCUAUUCUUUACCCAGAGAUGUCAAUAAUAAUUCAAUUGAUAGAAAUUCUGUAUCUGAAAAAUUGAGAAUUAAUAAAAUAACAAUAACAAUUUUAUUACUUUAUUUACUUACCUCAUGUAUAACUGUAUUUUUACAUUUACCAAUUUCAUUGAUAACAUUAAUUAUACCUGUAUUAUCUAUACCAUUUACAAUAUGGGGAAUUAGAUAUGAUAUGAAACCAGCUCGUCACAUUGCUCUAAAUGGAAUAAGUACAUGUUUAUGUCUUAAAUUAUUAUCAAUUUUAGCAUAUUAUAUAAUUUUUGAAAAAGAUAAAAAUAAUAAUAAAAUUAAAGAAAAAAGUUAUUCAAGGAGAAUUGCUGUGUUAGAUCAAAAAAAUAAAGAAUAUGAUAUGAAAGUUUUGUUUAUGGCAGCUAUAAUACUUGGAGAAACUAUAAUUUUUAUUCUUUAUACAUUUAUACAAUGGCAUAGAGUUGCUGUUAAAAAGAAUAAAAAAAGAAACAAUAUUGAUAAUGAGGUUAUUAAGUUUUGA
This is a messenger RNA of Strongyloides ratti, 543 nucleotides long. RefSeq lists its product as hypothetical. The coding region runs from base 1 to 543 and encodes 180 amino acids. The record is from RefSeq and is a predicted model, not a curated record. The transcript has 2 exons. NCBI's taxonomy places the organism in Eukaryota, Metazoa, Nematoda, Chromadorea, Rhabditida, Strongyloididae.